CAGUGUAACAAAAAUAAUAGAGAACAGGAAAUAGCCGAGAUUAUUAACAUAAAGUUAAUUACUCUGUAGUAAAGAAGUGUGUUGUCUGUCAGUCAGUUCAGUUACUCAGUCACCAAUUGACAUUUAUUCACUAAUUCUUGUCUUGUUUUAACCCUAAUUGUACGAAUUUCUAAAAAAAAGUAGAAAAUUCUUUUCUUUUUAAUUGUAAUAUAGUGAAUUUUAUUACAGUGCUACUUGUUUUAUAAUUUUUAGUGUUUAAAAUAAUUAGAAUUCGGUUAGAGUGUGUUUACAACCAUUUCACUAUGUCUUUAUCUACUAUUGGCGUCCAUAUAGGAAUCAUAACAAUUUUUAUUACGUAUUUGCUAUUAUUUGCCAAUAUUCCAGUAGAAGCAAGGGAGAAUGAAGUUGAGAGUAUUACAAAAAUUGGUCAAGGAGUAGGCCAUAUCAUGAAUAUUUAUUAUUGUUAUUCCUGUGGAUACAGAAAAGUUUUUGAAGAUUAUGCUGGUAUAAUACAGCAGAAGUACCCAGAGAUAUCUGUAAUAGGUGCAAAUUAUGAUCCACCUGGCUUAAAUAUGUACUUAUCAAGAAUGAUUGGACUAGGCAAAAUGAUACUAAUCAUGUGCAUAUUGAGUGGAGUUAAUAUAUUUGCAUGGUUAAACAAGCCCCAACCGUCAUGGUGGAGUUGGUGCUUAGAAAAUAAAAUCUAUGCUUGUAUGAUGAUGUUCUUCUUAGCGAAUAUGAUAGAAGGACAGUUAGUGUCCUCUGGAGCAUUUGAGAUAUCACUCAAUAAUAUACCGCUUUGGUCGAAACUGGAAACUGGAAGAAUUCCGCAACCGCCAGAAUUAUUUCAAAUAAUUGAUAAUACUUUACAAUUUUCUAAAAUAGAUAUACCAAAUAAUAACUUGGUCCAAUAAUGUGUACAUUUUAUUAUGUAUUUAUCAGUAUAAAGUUACAAUAAAACUAGUUAUUUUAUUACAAAUAGGGGCUGUGGUUUACUUUAAAUCUUAAUCUGGUAAGUUAUGGGGAUGAACAUUGUAGCAUUUACUAUAUUUGCAUAGUUAAAGAGUCAUUCAAUCUUAUCACUAGUAGAUACACUAUUGUUUGCCAAAUAUUAUAAUAAUAUUAAAGUCAUAAAUUGCAAGGCAGUGCCGAAUUAUUACAGUCUACAGUACUUCUAUUUUACAACAGAUC
Molecule: messenger RNA, 1191 nt
Organism: Achroia grisella
Lineage: Eukaryota; Metazoa; Arthropoda; Insecta; Lepidoptera; Pyralidae
Gene: SelT
Product: thioredoxin reductase-like selenoprotein T homolog CG3887
Exons: 3
Coding region: 303-914 (203 amino acids)
Biological process (GO): cell redox homeostasis
Cellular component (GO): endoplasmic reticulum membrane
Molecular function (GO): thioredoxin-disulfide reductase (NADPH) activity
Source: RefSeq, a predicted model, not a curated record